UAGGUUUUUAUUCAUAAUCCUCAUGCCCGGGGCCAGCGAUCGAAUUUCAACCGUUUGAUGCAGAGCAACCAGGAUUCUGAUAUUUCGCUCCUGAACAUUAACCAGGGGGUCAGCUGUCUAACAUCAGGAGUGCUGAAUCCCCAGCUUGGCUAUGAUUGUCUUCUUGUUGGAACACAGACUAAUUUGUUGGCUUACGAUGUAUACAACAACUCAGAUUUGUUUUACAGAGAGAUUUCAGAUGGUGCUAAUGCAGCAGUGCUUGGAAUGCUAGGAGAUAUUUCAUCUCCUCUUGCCAUUAUUGGUGGAAAUUGUGCUCUGCAAGGCUUUGAUCAUGAAGGAAAUGAUCUAUUUUGGACGGUUACAGGAGACAAUGUUCGUUCAUUAGCAUUGUGCGACUUUGAUGGUGAUGGAAAAAAUGAGCUUCUUGUUGGGUCUGAAGAUUUUGAUAUCAGAGUUUUUAAAGAAGAUGAGAUAGUAGCAGAAAUGUCAGAAACAGAGACCAUUACUGCGCUUAGUCCCAUGUAUGGCAGUCGGUUUGGCUAUGCUCUUUCUAAUGGCACAGUAGGAGUCUAUGAUAAAACAGCUCGCUACUGGAGGAUUAAAUCUAAAAAUCAUGCAAUGAGCAUACAUGCAUUUGACCUUAAUUCUGAUGGAGUGUGUGAACUUAUCACUGGAUGGUCUAAUGGGAAGGUUGAUGCACGCAGUGACCGAACUGGGGAAGUCAUCUUUAAGGACAACUUUGCAUCCUCAAUUGCUGGAGUUGUGGAGGGGGAUUACAGAAUGGAUGGUAACACCCAGCUAAUCUGCUGUUCGAUUGAUGGUGAAGUACGUGGUUACCUGCCAGGAAGCCAAGAGAUGAAGGGGAACUUGAUGGAUAGCACUGCAGAGCAGGAUCUAAUUCGAGAGCUUAGUCAAAAGAAACAAAACCUACUGUUGGAAUUACGAAACUACGAGGAAAACUCAAAGCAGAUUGAGCUGAGCACUCAGGUCAAUGAAGCUGACGCGCAGAGGGGAGUGAUUCCAGCCAAUACGCAGCUCCAGACAGCUUUUUCCGUUAACCUGGGUGGUGACAGUCAGUCUGCUCAUGUUGAGUUGUGUAUCUCCACAUCAAAUGACACGAUCAUCCGAGCCGUGCUGAUCUUUGCUGAAGGGAUAUUCGAAGGCGAGAGCCACGUUGUUCAUCCCAACCUCCAGAACCUUUUAGGUCACAUUCGGGUUCCCCUUACUCCUCCCAAAGAUGUCCCAGUGGAUUUACACAUCAAAGCCUUUGUGGGUUACAGAAGCAGCACACAGUUCCAUGUAUUUGAGCUGACACGACAGCUACCACGCUUUUCAAUGUAUGCUUUGAGCAGCCCUGACUCAGCCCCUCAACCUCUAAGCUUUGUUAACUUUACAAUCAGCGAGAGAGUGCAAAGGGUUGUUAUGUGGCUGAAUCAGAGCUUUCUGUUGCCAGAAGAUGCUGAGUUUCAAAGUGCACCCUUUCAAGUCUGUUUCACUUUCCUGCGCGAUGCUGGGCAACUGUGCAUAAAAAUGAAACCCAGUGGGGAGAUUUCUGUCAGCACUGAUGACAUUGAUCUAGCUGGCAACAUUAUCCAGUCAAUGGCCUCCUUCUUGGCAAUCGAAGACUUGCAGGUGGAAGCAGAUUUUCCUGCAUACUUUGAGGAGCUGCGGAAAGUGCUAAUUAAGGUGGAUGAGCAUCAUACAGUACAUCAGAAACUCACUGCCGACAUGGCCGAUCAUUCCAACCUCAUCCGGAGCAUGCUGGUCCGAGCAGAAGAUGCACGUCUCAUGGGAGACAUGAAAAACAUGAAGAAACGGUAUGUAGAACUCUACGAUCUGAACAGAGACUUAAUAAAUGGAUAUAAAAUUCGCUGCACCAAUCACACCGAGCUGUUAAAUAAUCUCAAAGCUGUAAAUCAAGCAAUCCAGAGGGCUGGGCGGCUGCGUGUUGGCAAACCCAAGACACAGGUGAUCACAGCAUGUCGGGAUGCAAUUAGGAACAACAACCUAAACAUGCUCUUCAGGAUAAUGCGUGUUGGAACUGCGUCUUGUUGAGAGAAGAAGCAUGGAGCUCAUACUUUUAGACAAAGAUGAUUCUUGACCAAGGGACAGAGACAUUGUAGUUCUUCCUCCUAGGCUGUUCCCAAAAUAAUUACCUAGAUGCUGGAAGGGAAAAGCACAGGGGCGAUAUGAUGUAUAGCAAUGUGUAAUGGAGCAAUGCUGAAAAACAGUUCAGUCUGCCAGUCCACUGUAGAAUUCAGUAAUCAGAACAGAUAGCUUUGUAAUGAAACUGGCAGGUAGGAAAUGCUAUUGUGGAGAUUAAAGAAUAGGACCAGCUAUGGAGAAAGGGUUAGAAUUGUAAAAUGCAGCUGGGAUAUUUGUGUAAGUCAUUUGAGACAGUUGUAUAAUUCUGUAAUAUUUUUCUUAAUGCAACCUAUUUAUGCAAUUUAUAUAUUUUAUAGUUAUGGUACCAAUCUUUUCCAUUAAAACAGAAUGGGCAGACUUUC
Alligator sinensis (Chinese alligator) is the source of this 2507-nucleotide messenger RNA. It is a transcript of the gene BBS2, whose product is annotated as Bardet-Biedl syndrome 2. Bases 58 to 2055 code for a protein of 665 amino acids. Gene Ontology annotation, cellular component: membrane; neuron projection; BBSome. Lineage: Eukaryota; Metazoa; Chordata; Crocodylia; Alligatoridae. Gene Ontology annotation, molecular function: protein binding. The transcript is spliced from 16 exons. The record is from RefSeq and is a predicted model, not a curated record. Gene Ontology annotation, biological process: non-motile cilium assembly.